Molecule: messenger RNA, 1032 nt
Organism: Cheilinus undulatus (humphead wrasse)
Lineage: Eukaryota; Metazoa; Chordata; Actinopteri; Labriformes; Labridae
Product: hemoglobin subunit beta-2
Exons: 4
Coding region: 514-957 (147 amino acids)
Biological process (GO): oxygen transport; hydrogen peroxide catabolic process
Cellular component (GO): haptoglobin-hemoglobin complex; blood microparticle; hemoglobin complex
Molecular function (GO): haptoglobin binding; organic acid binding; oxygen carrier activity
Source: RefSeq, a predicted model, not a curated record
UUCAGCGCUGUGUUUGGCUGGUUUCCGCUGUGGUUUCUACUGAAAUGUUUGGUGCUAGAGUACAUGUUACCCCUGCAGUUUUAGUUUAUUGCUUAGUUAAUAUUUGAAAUCAUGUUUUUUUGAUCGUUCUGCUUAGCUGAUGCUAAAAUCUGUCAUUUUUUUUAUCCAUAACAACGGAGGGAGACAGGAGGAUGUUAGAAUAACAGGCUGCUAACUUUAGCAAUGAGGAUGCUAAUCGCUAACGCAAUGGAUGGUGGAGUAUCUAACAUGGACGAUAACAAGGAUUGUGAUGAGGACUGUCUGAGAGAACUACUUUAAUACUAGAUAAUCUAAACAGUGCAGAAGCGCCCGGGUCUUAUCAGAGCCAAAAAUCCAACAUGCAGAUGUUGUCCAGCCCGCUGCUCAGCCAAUCACACGCCCUGGGAGGAGCGUCGGGCUGCUUUAAAAGCUGCAGCUGAAGCCGUAGAGAAACAGGAUCUUCUGACUUGCACAGAUAACUCUAAAGCCGGCAUCAUGGUUGAAUGGACAGACUUCGAGCGUGCCACCAUCCAGGACAUCUUUGCCAGGAUGGACUAUGAAGUUGUCGGUCCCAAAGCUCUGUCCAGGUGUUUGGUCGUCUACCCUUGGACUCAGAGGUACUUUGGAAACUUUGGAAACCUCUACAACGCCGCUGCUAUCAUUUCAAAUCCGUUGGUUGCUAAACACGGAAAAGUCAUCCUUCACGGUAUGGACAGGGCCAUGAAGAACAUGGACAACAUCAAGGCAACCUACGCCGAGCUUAGCGUGCUGCACUCCGAGAAGCUGCACGUGGAUCCCGACAACUUCAGGCUGCUGUCUGACUGCCUGACCAUCGUGGUCGCCGCUCAGUGGGGCAAAGAAUUCACUGGUGAGAUCCAGGCUGCUUUCCAGAAGUUUCUGGCUGUGGUCGUUUCCUCUCUGGGCAAACAGUACCACUAGACAGCUGCAGCAGAAGACCAAAUGAUGCGGAGCUUCAAUUUAAAAUUGUUUUGUUGUCUCAAAACAAAUAAAACA